UCGGCAGCGAUGGUGGGCGAGUGGAACCCAUGAGGGAGCGAAGCCGGGGAGGGGGAAGCGAGAGCGCGAUACACGGAGCGAGCGCGAGAGAGAAAACGAGCACGAGCUGGAGACAUGGCCGGGGUGUUCGACAUCGACCUGGACCCCGAGUACCAGCAGGAAGAAGCCAUCUCGGACGAGGAGCUGGAAGGGGUGCAAUACAGUGACUGCAUGGAACAUGGUGUUCCCUUUGAACUGGAUAUGGAGCACUGUGAAAAGUUUGAAAUCUCUGAAAAUAAUGUGAAUCGAGGUCCAGAAAAGAUCAGACCAGAAUGCUUUGAGCUUCUCCGUGUACUGGGCAAAGGUGGUUAUGGAAAGGUUUUCCAAGUCCGAAAAGUGUCAGGAGCAUACACUGGAAAGAUAUUUGCUAUGAAAGUACUAAAGAAGGCAAUGAUUGUUCGUAAUGCAAAGGACACCGCACAUACUAAAGCAGAGCGCAGUAUCUUAGAAGAUGUGAAGCAUCCAUUCAUUGUGGACUUGAUGUAUGCUUUCCAGACUGGGGGUAAACUCUACCUCAUCCUCGAGUAUCUCAGUGGUGGAGAGCUCUUUAUGCAGCUGGAAAGAGAAGGAAUAUUUAUGGAAGAUACAGCUUGUUUUUAUUUAGCGGAAAUAUCAAUGGCUUUGGGGCACUUACAUCAGAAGGGUAUUAUCUACCGAGACUUGAAGCCAGAAAACAUCAUGCUCAAUCGUCAAGGGCACGUAAAACUGACAGAUUUUGGGCUAUGUAAAGAAUCUAUUCAUGAUGGUGCAGUGACCCACACCUUUUGUGGCACAAUUGAGUACAUGGCACCUGAAAUUUUAAUGAGAAGUGGACACAAUCGGGCUGUGGACUGGUGGAGUUUAGGAGCCCUAAUGUACGACAUGCUGACUGGAGCACCACCAUUCACUGGAGAGAACAGGAAGAAGACAAUUGACAAAAUCCUGAAAUGUAAACUCAAUUUGCCACCCUACCUCACACAGGAAGCCAGAGAUCUUCUUAAAAAGCUGCUAAAAAGGAAUGCUGCUUCACGCCUUGGAGCUGGGGUUGGGGAUGCAGCAGAUGUUCAGGCUCAUCCUUUCUUCAGACACACGAACUGGGAGGAUCUUCUUGCUCGGAGAGUUGAGCCACCUUUCAAGCCAUUUCUGCAAUCAGAUGAUGAUGUCAGCCAGUUUGAUUCAAAGUUCACACGACAGACACCUGUUGACAGUCCUGAUGACUCAACCCUCAGCGAAAGUGCCAAUCAAGUCUUCCUGGGAUUCACGUAUGUAGCUCCAUCAGUACUGGAAAGCGUCAAGGAAAAGUUCUCAUUUGAGCCAAAAAUCCGUUCACCUCGUAGAUUUAUUGGCAGUCCUAGGACUCCAGUCAGCCCAGUGAAGUUUUCAUCUGCUGACUGCUGGGGCCGGGGUGCGAACAUGGAACCACCCAGAGAACGUGGGUCAUCAGACUACCCAAUGGAUGUUGGUGUAGAACAGAUGGACGUAACGGUGAGUGGAGAGGCAUCUGCUCCACUGCCAAUCCGACACCCUAUGGGCGUGAGCUCCGUGCCUUUCAAAAAGCAAACGUAUCCAGUGCCCCCAAAUAGACCAGCACAUCUGCGUAUGAACCUAUGACAACAAGUGAACAGAGAUGGAAGGAUAAAAGAUCAUCAAUGCAAGACUGCGCUUGUGCAAGUGCUGACCAAGUACAAAUGUGAGAGUAUUUUUGGGAGGAUACCAAGCCUCCCCAUCUUUCUCUCUCCACAGCCCCCCAAACCCCUUUUCAAAAACAACCAUGGAACUCUUGGUUCAGGAUAUUACUCGAUGAAACUUAUGCAUCACUGAUGGGAAAAAAAGGAGAUUAAACUAAUUGGUGGGGUGAUGAACAUUUUUGUGAGAAGCAUGUACUGCAUCAGUUUAGGGGCAUUAACGUCCCAAGCAGCAUUUCACCUCUUGAGGUUCUGCACUAGACGUUAACCGAAAAGUCCCGUGGCUCAUCAUCGUUAAUGGUGUUGAAGAAAUCUUUCUGCUUAGGUGCCUGAUGAACACAGUAUUACUAAAGGCAGAGUUGUUGCACGGCUUUGCCCGAAUCUCUCAAUCAAACUGCAGCUUAUCUCUGGAGGUUAGGGGGUGCAGAAAAUGCUGGGUGUGUCUGCAUCCGGGAUAGGAAAGAUUGGGUUCUGAUAACGUUAUGACAAAGUCUCAGACACUCGAUCCUAUAUUGUAAUAGUUUGAAACCCACAUAAAUACAGUUUAUGGAAAGAGAUCAUGGAUUUAAAAAAUCUAUAUACACGCUGUAAUGCGUACAAUGGUGAUAGAAUUGUAUUAACUCUUUGGUACAUGCAAGUCUUAAAAACUUAAGUUUGCUUUGUGUAGACUUAAUGUUUGAAAAGGUUUAAAGUUUACCACAUUAUCUGCCUUUUUGCCUACUGCAACUAUACUCUCCUACAGCUGUCUAUAAUCACAGUACUGGAGUAGAUCUGUCUUGUUCUUUUCUAAAAAGAGUUGUACCAUCUCCCAAGUGUGUACCAGCAUGUUGGUGUACCAUUUGUGCAACAAGCACUUUAAAAUCUAGCCUAUCUGCAUUUCUGGAUCAUUAUGAAGUUCAAUUUUAAAUCCCUUCUGUACCCUUUAAAUUUCACCACAUUGCUUCUCUUUUGAACUAUGUUUUCGUGCUGGCAUCCAUGCCACAUACCUCAAUAGCAUAAUAGGGCCUAAAGUUGGGGUCCUCCAAUCUACUGGAUGUAAGUGGUCAGUAAGGUGGGGAUGAAAAAUGAAGGAUAUUAAUUUAGACUGAAACCAAGUCUUCCUGUUCUGCAUUCAAACCCCUCUGAAGUCUGAAAUUCAGUGGCACCUCCCACGUAUAAGUUGUGGUUCUAAGCAGAAUACUGUGUUAAGAUCUCUAAAAGAACACUUCCCACAGCUAUAGUACUUGACUGACAUUUGUUCUGAUUAUAUCAUUGCUGUGUAGUAGAUUUUCAGGUCUGAUUUGUGUGAAAUGUGUGCGCUGAAAUGUUUUUAUUUGCAAGCUGCUUUUCCUGUAUCUGUCUCUGCUAUUGAAGUCAGUUGAGCCAUAGGAUACAAGCCAUAAAUGUCUUUAUGCACGGAAAGGCAGUCUGGCAUGCCUUCGGCCUUUUUGAGUACAAACAAAUAUGAAAGCUUACAUUUACAUUUAAACGCUGUUACACAUACAGACUUGCAUAUAGAGAGACCUGAAAAUGCAGUUCAGAUGCCAUUGAUUUCAGUGACUUUUAUCUUGUUAAAUUGAUAAAUAUUUCUUUCCCAUUUCAUGUCCUUUGGAUCAGAGCACAGUGAUCUCAUUAAUUUGCCAUUUGAAUUUAUCUUUUUGUUGAAGAAAAUUCAAGACUUGAUAAUUUAAAGAGCUCCUUUUCAUCUUGUUCUAACCCAUUGUCCUGAUCUCUAUUGGUAACAUCAUUUACUUUUGGGGGUUGAUUACAAGUCUCACUUAAAAGCUUUGUUUUUCCUGCUUUAUGAAGUAGAAAAUCAUGGCAAAUGAAAUGAUCUCAUUAUGAGGAGCAUGAGCCUAUGGGGCCAUUAAUUGGAGAGAAGGAAUUGUUUUUUCAAAGUAUUUAACCCUAAAAUUCAAAUUUAUUUAGGAGUUAAUUGCUAGUUUUAUCUUUUAUCUUUUCUCCCCAACAAUAAUUUCAUUGCAUUUUCAAUGACGUAAAAUCAUUUAAGCCUGUUCUGUUUAUCAGCAAAAUUUUAAACUCAGAAAUCCAAUCUUGAUUUGUAAGAACAUGUAAAAAUGUUUGGGUUAUGUAGCACAGCAGAAGCAUUGUCAAUUCUCAGUAAUAUUAGCUGUGAAGAGAUUUAUGUUGUAAUAUUGAACUUGGAUUGAUCAGCCUCCAAUGGUAAUUAUUGCAGUUUACUGCAAAUGGCUCAAGAUUCAGUAUCACUCGUUGAAUUUAAUAACUUAUUAUGCAUAUGAUUCUCUGAGUACAUUACUUAUUCAGUCACCUAUCCUGGAGCUGUCCAUGUGACUCAGAAGAUGUUGUGUUCUGAACUAGCUUGACUAUAUCAAUGGCACAUAUUUGUCCAAUUUGCCAUCUGAAAUGCUGCAUUUCAAUUUCACAAUUUCUGUUGGUUUCUCAGGCUUAUGUCCCAAUAAAACCUCCCUUCUUUGUUUGAAAAUGGCCAUGUUCCUAAUCUGCAUGGUUUACCAUGUAACAGUUGGCUAUAAAAGUCAUUUUGAUGUAAUUUUUAGGAUAUCUUUCAGUCUUGUCUGCCCAAAAGGUUGCUGCAGCACCACGUGUUUUCUUUUCUGUUGAGCUUAUUUGAAAUUUGAGGUUCUCAAUGUCUAAACCUGCCCCAUAGCCAUGCUGUUGUAUGGUUUGCUGAAAUAUGAGUGGCCUUUUUUCUCUGAUUCACACAUCAAGCUUUUCUAGGUGACAUGGCUGGGAUUGGAAUUUUUAAAUUUAAAAGUAGGUUUGUAGCGUGAACUUGUGUCCCAACACUACAAGAGGCUGCCAACAAGUUGUAUACCAGACUGAGAUUGAACAGCAUGACAUGUCAGCUUGUAUGUAAUGCACUUAAUAUAAUGUCAUGUGAGAGCUGGUUGCAGCAAUUUUAAUGAGCUUCUUGUGAGAUGCCAUUAACCUAAACUCAGAACUGACCACAUUUGCCAGGAAACACCCAGAAAGAGGGGCAGUUGUGCUCUUAACUCCAAGACUUAGUUGAAGUCAUGAUUUUUUUUUUAAAGUGGGUAAAAUACAUAAUGUACAUUUUAUGUUUACAAGGGCAUCACUACCUCCCACCUUAGUUAUACAAAGUUCUUCAGUGACUUCAAAAACUGCCUUUUUUAUAUUACAGUGCUGAAAUCUAUUAAUUUCUAUUUAACUCGAUUAAAAAAAAUCAGCAAAAACUGAAUUGCACUCUCUACACCACCUUUCAAAUUCACUGCUGCUGUUAAUAAUGCAAGAACUAUACAAUGGUGUAAUAAGGUUUGUUGUUUGAGUUUGUCCAUUAUGUUUAUAUUAUAACUUUUGGGGAUUUACAGAGCUUUGUGGAUCACAUUCUAAUGAUUUUAUGUUUAUCCAUUUCAAUCAGAAAGCCGGAGGCCAGGAGUAAAUACAAUUCAUAGAUUUGAAAUUUGCUAUUGCCCGAGUACCAAUGUUCUAUUCCUACAUUUCAGAAGAAAGAUCAAAUCAAUAACCUGAAUUAUGUUCUAGGAAUAAUGUCUGUUUAACUAUAAGAGCAUCCAAAGUGACAGUUUUGUAAGUGUCAAGUUCAAAGCAACAUUGAAACAGAUUUCUUUGUAGAGAAUUAGAAAUGGAGCCUCUUCGCUUAGAAAAGCUAUUGAAGGAGCUCUAUAACUUGAUUGACUUUGACUUUGUUGAAUUGUUAAUUUUGUAUCCAAAAUCCAACCUAAUUUAUGUUUUAAAAAUAAAGUUCAUUCGCAAUGGAUCAUACACUUGUUAGGAGCUAGGGAAUAGGUGCAGGUGCCCUUGGCUAUCUGAAUUUCUGCAGUCACUAGAGCUGUUGUGUUGAAUUUAGGAGCGCCGAGAGAACAGUGGCUACAUGUUCCCUAUCACGUGUGUCAAGUUAUGUUUCUUGGGCACUACAUGAUGAAAUGGAGAAGUAAGUGGCUUACUACUAUGAUCCGCCAGAUUAGCAAAAAUGUAUUUAUCCAUUGGGUGAUUUGAAGAGGUAUGGGGAUUAGAUCUUGCUGUCUGGGUAAUGAAAAUUCACAUUUUGUCAUUCUUCCAGUACUGCUUCACAGCCACUGUAGACUGACCAUAGAAGAUAGCAAAUUAAGCAUUGAAUCGCUCUUAGUUCUGUUGUCAGUCUCUUUUUUUCUAUUAUCUUUUUAUGUAGCAGUCUGCAAUCAUGUAAAGGCCAAUAAGUUUUCCAAGGUUGUAAUUGCAGAGCACUAAAACACGUUGGAAUGAGUUUUGGUGUCUUUUAUUAAAUAAAAUCCAACACUUACAAAUAGCUGUGCUGAACUUUAUCUGACUUGAAGAUUUUUAUGUAAUGAGCUUUUCAUAAUAUCUGGGGAAGUGUGUCCAAAAUAUUGAAUGCCAAAGUCUGAGGUUGAAUGCCUCUCUGCUUUGCCUGUUUCAUCAGCUGUUUCACAUCCUGACUUCUGAAACUGAUUUCAUCUCUCUCCUGUUCACUCUGUGAUGUGCACCCUCCAACACACGUGCGUGCACUCACACAGGCAGACCACCACAACAUACCCCCCCCCCCCCCGUGCAUGCACGAGUGCGCACACCCACAACAACUUGGAAAAGAAUAAUGUUGGAACAGAGAUCUCUGAAAAGGCUGGGGGAUGGGAAAGGAAGUGUCUUGCAAACCUUGCUUCAUUGUAAUGGUUGGAAUUGUGAAGAGCUGUUGGUAACUUUAAAACAGAUUAAAUUUUGCUGAGUGACUUAACAUGUAAUCCUCGCUGAUGUGUAGUGUCAAUUGAAUGCCUUUGAAAAUAAAUUUCCUAAAAGAUGCUCCAACUCUCAGUUGAUUGAAAGUUGUCUUCGAUGGUAUUGAAAGAUUAACAUUUCCAGUGAUCAGGGCAUAAGAUUCAUGUACAUAAUAGCAUUAUGGCUUUUGGUCCCUGCAGUAAUUAAUCAGUUUUGCAUGGAGCAUAUAGUUUCACAGAACUCUUUUCCUUUCCUGACCUUGAUAGUGGGAUGUUCUUUGGGUAUAUUGAUUUUUUUUUUCCUUGCUUUUCUCUGACCUGAGGUUGGGAUACAGUACUUUUGUGGGGAAGAGAGCAGAAUGAUCAAUACAUUUCAGUGCUGACAUGAGUAGGCCCUUAGGUUCGCAAUGAACUUGAACUAUGCAAAUUUAUUUCACCCUAUGUCUAUUGUAAAUUUAAAACAAAACCUCAAAUUCAAUAUAGAUUUGUUGAGUCAUUUAAUAAUCUCAAAAUGAGGCUUUGUAUUUCAACAGAACUAUAAAGUUUGUGUUUAUUCUUAUUUUUGUAUUAUCGGUUUGAAACAUUGUGGUGCAAAUGGCUAGCUGUUUCAAAUUGUAGAUUAGAAAAACAUUUUGUAAAGUGCUUCCUUUC
This is a messenger RNA of Hemiscyllium ocellatum (epaulette shark), 7018 nucleotides long. It is a transcript of the gene rps6kb1a, whose product is annotated as ribosomal protein S6 kinase b, polypeptide 1a. NCBI's taxonomy places the organism in Eukaryota, Metazoa, Chordata, Chondrichthyes, Orectolobiformes, Hemiscylliidae. Gene Ontology annotation, biological process: protein phosphorylation; signal transduction. The record is from RefSeq and is a predicted model, not a curated record. The coding region runs from base 115 to 1629 and encodes 504 amino acids. Gene Ontology annotation, molecular function: ATP binding; protein serine/threonine kinase activity. The transcript is spliced from 15 exons.